Aspergillus tanneri is the source of this 798-nucleotide messenger RNA. It is a transcript of the gene sld5, whose product is annotated as putative GINS DNA replication complex subunit Sld5. Gene Ontology annotation, cellular component: GINS complex. The coding region runs from base 1 to 798 and encodes 265 amino acids. The transcript has 2 exons. The record is from RefSeq and is a predicted model, not a curated record. Gene Ontology annotation, biological process: DNA-templated DNA replication; double-strand break repair via break-induced replication. NCBI's taxonomy places the organism in Eukaryota, Fungi, Ascomycota, Eurotiomycetes, Eurotiales, Aspergillaceae.
AUGGACAUCGAUGAUAUUCUCGCCUCCGUCGACCGCGAUGACGUCUCCACCCCGGAGUCCAUUGCUCUUGACCACCAACUCCUGGUGCGCUUCUGGGUCGCGGAACGCGGCGUGUCGGAGCUCCUCCCAUGGCCUGGACCACUGAUGAACCGCAUGAUGGAGCGCGUAAAGAAGCAAAUUGAAACAAUCGAAGACCUCGCCGCCUCCUCAGACCCCUCAUCCACAUCCACAACCGCUCACAACCCAACUCUGAACCUGAAACUAUCCAUCCUGCAAACAGACCUAUCGCGCACCCAAUACAUAAUCCGGAGUAUUCUACGCCAACGACUCUCCAAACUCACAAAACACAGCAUGCAUUAUCUCCUCCGCAUCGCCAAUCCGGUCCCUACUCCAUCCUCGCGCUCGCAGCAGCCCUCUCAGCAACAACCCGAAGACUCCAUCCCCGACGUGAGCAACCUGAGCGAUCCCUCGCCGCUCUCUCCGCAGGAGGUCGCGUUCCUCCAUGCGCACCAGUCCCUGCUGGCGGGGCAUUACGGUGCGUCGUUCCUGGGUUCGUUCCCACCGCAGUUGAGACGGUUGGAUGAUAAUGCCGGCGGGACAAGUAUGGUGCAGGGCCCGGAGGUGAAGGAGGUCGUAUUUGUUAGGUGUUUGGUUGAGGAGGUUAGAGUCGUGGUGCCGCCUGGGGAUGGGAUCGAGGAGGAGGAGUUCGGAACAACCAUGAGAAUGGGUGAUGUUUGGGCGGUUAGGUGGGAGGGGAUUAAAGAGGCUUGGGAAGAGGGGGAGGUGGAGAUUCUAUAA